This is a messenger RNA of Vigna radiata var. radiata (mung bean), 1441 nucleotides long. RefSeq names its product diacylglycerol O-acyltransferase 2D. Gene Ontology annotation, cellular component: endoplasmic reticulum membrane. Lineage: Eukaryota; Viridiplantae; Streptophyta; Magnoliopsida; Fabales; Fabaceae. The record is from RefSeq and is a predicted model, not a curated record. The transcript has 9 exons. Gene Ontology annotation, molecular function: diacylglycerol O-acyltransferase activity. The coding region runs from base 9 to 992 and encodes 327 amino acids. Gene Ontology annotation, biological process: triglyceride biosynthetic process.
UAGUUCAUAUGAACCAACUCCAACAGUGGAAAGAACAAAGCAUGGAGAAAGUGUGGAAUGGAAUCGAAAAGACCUCUGAAUCAUGCGACAUGUUGAAGACUGUUCCAGCACUGGCGCUGUACCUUGGACUCAUUCACUUCAACUUCAUCUUCAUCCUCUUCGCCACCUUCUUCCUUUCUCCUUCCAAAGCACUCUUGGUGUUCGGUUUCCUCUUCCUGUUCGUCAUGAUUCCUGUCGACAAAAACAGCAUGUUCGGUCGAAAAUUGUCAAAAUACAUUUGCAAGAACAUUUGCUCCUAUUUUCCCAUAAAGCUUCACCUAGAAGAUCCAAAGGCCUUUCGUCAUAAUCGUGCUUACGUGUUUGGUUAUGAACCACACUCAGCUUUUCCACUUGGCAAGGUUGCUCUUACUGAAAACGCAGGUCUCAUGCCUCUUGCAAAAACAAAACUUCUAGCUAGCAGCGCCGUUUUCUAUAUACCAUUUCUGAGACACGUAUGGACAUGGAUGGGAUUUACUGCAGUCACAAAGAAAAAUUUCAUUUCCUCCUUGGAAGCUGGCUACAGUUGCAUUUUAGUGCCUGGUGGAAUUCGAGAAGCACUUUUUUUGGAGCCCCAUUCUGAGAUCGUGUUUCUAAAGGAGAGAAGAGGAUUUGUUCGGGUAGCAAUGGAGACGGGAGUACCCCUUGUUCCAGUUUUCUGCUUUGGUCAGACAAACUCCUACAAGUGGUGGAAAGUUCCAGGGUUAAUUCAAAAACUUGCUAGGUUUAUCAAGAUUAUGCCAUUAUUUUAUUUGGGAAUUUAUGGAUCUCCCAUACCAUUCAAAAAUCCAUUGUACAUCGUGGUGGGUAGACCAAUUGAGAUAGAGAAAAUUCCAGAACCGACAAUGGAGCAGGUUGACAGAGUACACGGUCAAUUCGUGGAAGCACUUCAAGAUCUCUUUGAACGACAUAAAGCUAAAGCUGGAUAUACAGAUCUUCAAUUGAAAAUUCUAUGACUAGACCAACCUCUUUCGGCCUAAGUAACUAUGUUUCUCAUUUGAAUCUUCUAAAUAGAAAAUAAUCAUUCGGAUUAAUUUAAAAAAUUAAGGAUGCAAGGUAUCUCCAUUUUGUUUUAGCUCAUCUGUCAUUGGGCUGGUUUAUCAAGAAAGGACGCUACUCCCUCUACCCUCACCAAAUGCUUUCUCCACCUCCUCCAAUCUCUCCAAAACUUGAUAUUAAAAUAAUUAAAUUUUUUUUUCUAUUAUUGGUAAAUGAUAAACGAGUAUGUAAUAAAAAAACAAUCCAAAACACAUCAGGUAAAGUGUUUUAGUUUAUAAUUGUCUGUCGUUUUAUAAGUAGAUUGGACAAAAGAAGUGUGCAUUUAAAACAACUUUAUCAUCUUGUAAUUUCCAUUUUAGAAGAAUUGGAGAGUGAGAAAGUCUUUUGAUUAUUGCUCUGGUCCUAA